AUGAAUACAACUAUAUCAUCAUUUUGUAUGAUUCCAAUUCGUAAAACUGGAACGUUCAGUCUCGCAAUACAGUCAAUUUUAUUAGUAAUUAGCCUAACACUUGUAAUAUUUCUUAUACUACAUGUUGAUAAAAAAAUCCUAUUCAAUGAAUCCAUUACAAAUGAUUUCAAGCAUAGCAACGACACAUUCGAUGACAAGGUAAGUCAACUUAUCGACGAUGACAAAGCGAGAGCAUUGGAUUAUCUCGAAAAUGCCACAAUACAGUUCGGUAAACCUGGUUUCGAAGUAGAUCUAAUGGAAUUAAUUCGAAUUUCAACAGUUGUAUACAUCGGAAUGUGCAUACUGUGGUUAUUAUCAUUAUUUACGCUACUAGCAUCAAUAAAAUUAGAAUCAUUGGAUUUGAUUAUAAUAAAUUCAAUCGUUUUAUGCGUUCAAAUGAUAUAUGCUAUGAUACAUGCGCUAUUUAUAUCAAUUCUCUUCUUCUAUUACGAUGAUGUAAACUGGAAAAGCUGGGUAAUAACUGCAGCAGUCGUUAUGGGCACUGUUAUAACAUCAUUAUUAUGUGGUCUUGCACUGGCCAUGAAUAUUGCAUGGCACAGAUAUAUAGUGUACAUUAAUGAUAAUGAUGAGUGUCAGUGUAUUUCGUCUUGCACCAAAUUCAUUAAAAAAACAAAACAAAAGCAGAGAACAGCUAAUGACUACAGUAUACCAGAAGCGACAAAUUGCGCUAGACUACCAUAUUCAGAGGAACCUGUCAUUCAAUCGUUUAGCCAGUUCUAG
Molecule: messenger RNA, 780 nt
Organism: Dracunculus medinensis (Guinea worm)
Lineage: Eukaryota; Metazoa; Nematoda; Chromadorea; Rhabditida; Dracunculidae
Source: the annotation of a GenBank genome assembly